Molecule: messenger RNA, 1776 nt
Organism: Lottia gigantea (owl limpet)
Lineage: Eukaryota; Metazoa; Mollusca; Gastropoda; Lottiidae
Exons: 6
Coding region: 229-1776 (515 amino acids)
Source: RefSeq, a predicted model, not a curated record
AGACCUUCUAAGAGCUGUCAUUUCCGAGUUGGAAUAACUGGACUGUUUUGUUUUAAUUAAAUAAGCAAAAAGUGUUGUUGUUCCGAAAGGUUAACUGAACAAUUACAUUCAAAUGUGAGAAAGACUUAGACAUGUUAAACUUUUGAGUCCAUAAAAGACUUAGCUUAGAGCUGCAGUGGAACAAGAAACAGUGCUUAAAUUGUGGAUGAUAUUUUUUUAAAUUUCAAAAUGAAGGAAUGUGAUACAAGGAUGAUGAGAAUAGCAGUUUUAUUUUUAGUAUUCGAGACUACAAUAGUCAGCUGUAAUACGUAUGGACGAACGGUUGAGUUAUGGGCAUCAGCAAUCCCCAGGAGUAUCUUCUCCGACCACUAUCCGGCAGAUUACGACUCUUUUUCUGACUCUAGAUGGUUGAUAAGAUCGUCUAAUGUGAGUGAAUCCAUCAAGAUAGAAGUACAAUAUAUGGAUGUAGAAUACGGCGUUACUUGUAGAUACGACAAGCUCGCCUUCUACGAUGGAAGCACAGUUGGGGCCCAUGUUUUAGCAACACUUUGUGGGAAUUACAAACCGAUAAUAGUCAGCUCGACAUCCUCAAUACUGAUUCACUUUACAUCUGAUUGGGGAAUUCAGGGUCGUGGAUUUCAUCUACGAUACAGCGCAGUAUUUGGAGUGCCGAGUGGUUAUUUCCCUGAGAGCUCUACCACCAGCAUGCCCAAUGCUUCUGGAAGGGAUGAAGAAGACAAUUUUCUAGACAAGUACCAAGGUGUGGCUACAAUCGUCGGCGCCAGUAUCGGAGGAAUAGUUAUAGCUGUCGUCCUCAUCUACAUCAUCUGGUUAAGCUGCUACACCUUCUACAAUAAAACGAACACAACCCGGCCAACCAACCGGUGUGCUCCGACACCGGAACUCUAUCACACACCAGCUUCUGGCGACUUCUGCAGCUAUCCGGUCGGACCACCAUCUUACGAGUUUGCCGUACCAACCAGUCCACCACCACCCUAUGAGGAAGUUGAUCCGAAUCCAAGACCCCGAUCCUUCUUGCAUCGUCUUCUGGAAAUCGGCAUGAAUGUUCGACGUCCCAGACGACACGUACGUCCACGACCUGUCAGACCUUUGAGUGCCGUAACGCACAGAAGUACUGUUUUCAGUGGCCGAAACGCUUCAUUGUUCAGUAACGUCCGCAUGACCAACGGUAGUCAGCCUUCGUGCAUCAUCGUUACGGAGGCUGAGGACGGUACGAUUGUAGAUUGCCUGACCAGAGAGUCCAUCAGGCAGACUAGAUCACCCAGAAGAGGUUCCUCACAUCACAGCCCAACAAGAUCACCAACUCGACGCUUAUCAGAAGCACAAGCAAGACGUCUGUCAGAGUCUCCGACACGACGACCAUACAGAUCCACAACGAACCGCUCUAACCACUCACCAACUCGUCGUCUUAGCCAAUCACCCACGCGGCGCCUGAACCAAUCUCCAACAAGAAGACACAGCAGACCAUACAAUACAAGUCAAAGAAAUCAAAUCCUCGACAGCAACAUCCCCCUUCCAACAAUCCAUGAUGCCAACAACAACAGUGCGGAUGUACCAACGCGGCAAAAUCUCGUCCAAAACACCGAGCAGAGGUCGGAACCUCAAAUGGCAGAAAACGUAACAGAUGGUGUUUCUUGUAUAGAUCUUCCUCUGACUCUGACGUCAUCAACAGCGCAGGAUGACUGUGGGUCCAACGUGGAGCUGCCAAUCCUUCAGGUAACAGCUGAUGGAAUCAUCGAGUCCACUGACGUUUAA